This is a messenger RNA of Colletotrichum costaricense, 309 nucleotides long. RefSeq lists its product as uncharacterized. The record is from RefSeq and is a predicted model, not a curated record. NCBI's taxonomy places the organism in Eukaryota, Fungi, Ascomycota, Sordariomycetes, Glomerellales, Glomerellaceae. The transcript has 2 exons. Bases 1 to 309 code for a protein of 102 amino acids.
AUGGAAGCAACGACCGCCCCGUCCCUGGAGGGUACCGAGCCGCAUUGCAUCUUUGCUGUACGGAGUACCGCGCGCGGGUUUUUAUGGAGCGAACCGAAGCGAGAGUACUUGCCAGCUGCUGCCAGACCAUCACAGGUUUACAUCCUGGGGUCAAGUGCGUUUGCGUUGCUGUUGGCAGCACCCUCCCCCGGGUGGAGUGUGGUACCUGACAGUGUGUUCCAAGCGGUUAAAGGUACAUCCACUUUCUUCUCCUUAGUCAUCAUUGUGGCUUUUGGAUUGGACAGCGGACGGGUCGGCAAGGGUGGGUGA